Aphanomyces astaci is the source of this 540-nucleotide messenger RNA. RefSeq lists its product as hypothetical. The transcript is spliced from 6 exons. The coding region runs from base 1 to 540 and encodes 179 amino acids. Lineage: Eukaryota; Oomycota; Saprolegniomycetes; Saprolegniales; Verrucalvaceae. The record is from RefSeq and is a predicted model, not a curated record.
AUGGUACGCCUCGCUGCUUUGUAUUCCGCAACUAACGGCGAGUUAGGCCACAACGUCGUCAGUAAAAUGCGCAGAGAAGUCGUCCCACAGAAGGAGCACUUUUUCCGUCGAGCGGUUACCAACGAUCUGACAGCCGUGCUGUUCCUGCAAGGGCUCCACGGAUUUUCACAAAGCCUUGCCAAAGCCUUGCCGUUCGAUCACCAGGAAGAGAGGUUAAUCGCUGCCGCUGGAGUCAUGGAGUCGUACUCUCGCAUGAGAGCCUUGACGCGUUCUGAGAAGGACUACAGCGCGUCCAACCCAUCUCGGGGCGUGUCUGCUCCAACGCAGGCGCGACAGUGGAGCGAGAGACCAUGUCGGUGUUUGAACCUGUCGGCCCAGUGCCAGCCAGCUAGUUCAUGGUCGUCGAGUUCAUGGUCGUCGAGUCCUAGGUCGAUGGCUGCCUCCAAGGCCAUGAUGCGUAACAUGGCGUGUGUCACGGGCUUCUUCUUGGGCCUGUACUUUGACACUGGUCGUCCCCUUGAGGCGCCCGGGACACACUAG